Molecule: messenger RNA, 5596 nt
Organism: Aspergillus candidus
Lineage: Eukaryota; Fungi; Ascomycota; Eurotiomycetes; Eurotiales; Aspergillaceae
Exons: 5
Coding region: 140-5248 (1702 amino acids)
Biological process (GO): nucleoside metabolic process
Molecular function (GO): catalytic activity
Source: RefSeq, a predicted model, not a curated record
GAUAUCACACGAGCGAAAUGAGAUUAUUGAAGAGUACAUUUUCAACGCCACUGAAAAAAAGAAGACAGCGAAGCAGGUCUCACCCCAUCUGCGAGAUUUAAAUUCGAUUUCAAAGGGCGAUCCUAACUGGUUCACACCUAUGCUAAAGCCUCCAGCAGACCGGCCAAACAGAGACAUCACUGAUUCACAUAAUUUAUCUACUUUAGACGUUGAUAACUCUUGGGUCCCGGUGAACAGGUUGGGACGGUUAUGCUCUAACAUGGUAAAGGGCCUCAACUUUGAGAUGAUGGUGACGGCUCCUCAUCGGCGCUCUCGCAUCAAUGGAACUCACACCAUCACUCGGACGCUACACUACCAAAACCACCAAUUACCAUCUCUCACAUCCUUGGGCAACGUUAAAAGGUGGCAGCCUUUGUUUCCGUUUCUCAAAUCAGCACUGGAAGAUUCGAAAAAAGCUUUGACCCCUGAAGUGCUCCUAAUCGAGUCUGACCUGGCGUUGACGAAUGUUCUUUCUCCUUCCAUAUCAAGCUCAAAUAUUGAGCUAAAGUUGGACCUUAAUUUUCCUGUUUCUGGAGAAAGAUUAACAUGUCGCACGAUUUUCUACCAAAAUGGAUAUAAAACAUUCGAGACCAAGAAUAGCCUACCACAGCAACUAUCCACGGAAGUGAAGCUGCCGUUUGAAUCGACAUGGUGGGCCAAGUACAUUGCAGGAGUCGCAGGAAGAAAUCAGAAGUUAUAUUUGUCCGGGGCUCAGCAUGCUCUCGGUGAGGUCUUAAUUGACAAUCUGUCGGCCGCGCAAGAAAUCCGGGCUACUCCUGAUUCUCAUCGGUAUACAAGCACUAGCUCUGUAGGCGACGCAGACAACAACGGUGUAAUCGCAAUCUUACUCUGGAGGUUUAAACAGAUCCAAUCCGAGGAGCCUGGAACUACAACAUGGCGGAAAGUGUACUGCCUAUCAGAGGGGUCCAAAAUUAAAGUAUUGGAACAUCUUCCCUCAAUCCAAGGUUUUGAAAUACCGGAUUAUUGUCCUAUACCAAUGCUCAUACAUGGUCCUCAAUGGGGACUAUCACCCAGCGCACCCAGAAGCCACUUGACACACAUAGCUGAGCCAGACUUAAACGAGAGUGGGAUCUUCCGGCAUCCAACCUCAUAUGAGACGGUCACUGAUUCUGGGUAUGCCUCAACGAGCGCUAAUCGAACGGAGUUCAAGCCAGAGCACAACUCAGAAUCAAGAUGCUUCUCGCACGAAAAAUGCUCCACCAGUCUGAUAGAUGCACCAGCUCUCGCUCUAUCAGAUGGUACGGCAAUCCUGUGCAAUAUGGACGAGAGGGACGACGUUGAAAGCAUCUACUCCGAUACCUCCAGCGCCUCGAAUGUGACAAAGGGCUAUAUUGACGAGCUCGCCAAUGACCUCGUCCAUGUCGUCGAACCGUACAAAGAAAAUGGCGAUGUGCUUCGGCCUGUCUUCGAGGCUCUUCCUGAGCUUCUAAGGGCAUUUGCUUUAACCCUAGGUCACCCAUCGUCUGAUCGAGUGCAAAGGGACAUGAUGGUGUUUAUCCACAGGCAUCGAAUAAAAAUAGCUGCCAUUAUCGAGGAUCGAAUCUCCGAAAUGGACCCAGAUAGCAGAGAGCGACAAGUACAAGAUAACAUGACACUGGACGAUAAAAUGCAUUUUUGGCAGCAAAAAGACGAGCCCUUCGAGCAUCUGCUCUCCCCUGACCUACAAGACGAAACUGAACAAGAUAACGAUGAUAUAGUACCGAUCAUCCAAGAAGAGGAGGAUAAUUUGCCUGGGCUUGCGAUCUAUCGCAAUAUCAUUCACAACAGCCCUACAUAUACCUGUCUCCUGGAUAACAUCCGGCGCCAGUGUAUGUUCGCACCCGCAGAACCUGACAUCAUCGGUAAAAUUCGGAGGUCAAUCCUAAGUUCUCUACCAACAUCACCUCGAAUCAGUCGACAAAAGCCGGCAGAGAUAUUCGAUGUCAGUUUCAGGAUUUCUUGGGAUCCUAGAGGUUUCCUUAUUGAACAGGAGUACAUGGAAAGCCUCGAGGAGGCGAUUGAAAAAGUCAUCACCCUAACAGGGUCCACCGAGUCUGUACAAGCAUUGACUUGCGGCGAUUACAUGCGACAAACCUGGCCAUCAACAGGGAAGGAUGUUUUAAAACUAUUGAAGGUCCUGGUAUCAGGAGAGACCCGAGGAUCUACUGUCCUGCCUGGUGACACCCGGCUUUGCUUUUCGCGCCAUCCCUCAAGAAGCCAAAGUACAUCUUUCGAUAUAUGGGUAGAUGCUCGAGGCAUCGCUCCUGUCAUUGCGGAGAUCGGGGAACAGCUAGCAUGGCUGGCAUCUGCCUUGCGCUCCUCCCGGUCUCAGGGCAAAAUAGCCUACAGCAGGCCAUUUGUUGGCGGCAUGCAACUCGGACAUGUGACGUACGAAGGUACGCCCAGGGUAGCAUAUACUUGUGAGAUUGAUGUCGAGGUACGCGAGGGAGUAGUCGGUACUGAAUCUGUGAACGGGGAAUGCUGGCUCAAUCUUUUUGCAAUGCCACUUGUUGUAGAAGGCUUUCCAAUACGACGGAGGCCAGAGCAACACUCUGAAGGACUCGAGAUCCCACUUACCAUGAUGGCCACGCUGGCAGGAGCGCAUAGGGUUAACCAUUUUGAAGAGAAGACGGUCCUGAAGGGCUUCUCGACUAUGCUGAUCCCUACGAAACGCAGUCUCGAUACAGUCACUUGGCACCUUGUGUAUGAUAAGGACGAGAGCCGCAUUUCAUAUCUCGAAACCGAACGGUUCGCAAAGCUUGACAUUACGUUCCAGCAACUAGAAGCAUCACGACAUAUCGUGGGAUGGUGUCCUGAAAUGCUUUUCUACGCAGGAGAAUCCGAUGCAAGCUACGACAUCAAAAACUCAGGUCUCCCACGUCCCUCAGAACCCAGCAGCAUCCUGAACAGCGCGUCAUUAUCCGCUGGACACAAAGUUAUCGGCGGCCCUGUCUUUAACAUGGGCCGUAAAGAUAUCCGGUUGCGCAGAAACCCCUACAUAAAGAAGAUCAAAUGGAUUUCGCAACGGUACGUGACAUUUUGGGAUGUAGGAGAGAAGCGAGGAUGGCUCGUCAACGGGGCUAGCGCCCUGCUGCAUCUUGUUCGCGCAUCCAUCGCCCAGGACCAGCACGAUAGCAGAUUUAGCUCGCUGUGUCUGUUCAAUGAUUACGAGUUCCAAGAAGCCUCGCGGGCAUAUCAGCCAAACUCUGCUCUAGAGGUUCUUUUGAAUCCAACCAAUUUCAAGGUGAAGGUUUAUCCUGAGGAUGACGAGCAUAUAUACUUCAAGGACCGCGUUGAGGAUUUUUAUGAUGUUUUGGAAAGAAUGAUUGAUUACCAAACGAAAGCUGUCGGUGAUUGUGGAAAGGUCUGUCAACAACCGAGGUCUUUUCUAGAUGGCUGGGACUUUACCGAUAUCAUGAUGGAGCGCGACCCUGUCUAUCCGCGACAAACUAUUCUGAGCCAUGAAGGCCGGUCUUGGGUAGAUCUGACUCGUGCUAUCCAUGCAGUAACCUUAUUUGGCAGAGGUUUUGGCGAGGUUAUCCGUCCCAUGCACACCUACUGUCCGCUCUGGGCGACGCUUCCACAUGGAAUGUCGUAUCUCGUUGCCAGCGUCGCUGAUCUGAAGACCAUAAUGGAAGCUUACGGGAAUCCGUAUUCAACGCCGACAAGGCUCACCCAUGAGAUACUCUGCUGCGCCGAUGAGGCAUUAAGCCAAUGUCUAUGCCAGAGCGAUGAAGAUGAACACUUGGACAUUACCCAAGUGCUCCUUCCGUCAACCAUGUACCACGAAUUUUCUUCAAAAAGCCAUAUGUGUCUGAAAGGAAACGGUGCCGUCGUAUUCGGUCACAACAGCAACAACCAAUGGUUCUGGGGAGACGUGGGACACCCAUCGAGGGCCCCGAGUAAGGACAAAAAGUCACUUCUGAGAAGGGAAUUGAACGAAUCCUCUUCAGACGAUAGCGGAAUUGGAAGGAGUGUCAGUUUAUCAAUCCCGGGGCGAAGUGAAAACAUGGGGCAAUUGGACCCCAGUCAAUCAGUUGAAGGAUAUGACGACUACGAGGAAAUGCAAGAAACCGAAAAUAGCCGACAUGCAUCUGAAAUCCUAGUCCUCUCCAAAAGCAAGCCGCUAUCAGCGAGAGACUUUCAAGUGGCUAUUGUGUGUGCUCUUUCCACUGAGCUGAUGGCUGUACGCUCGCUGUUCGACAGUACAUACGAGAAGCUCCCCAUCGCCGAUGCGGACCCGAAUUACUACGCAUUGGGUUGCAUGGCAGGACAUAACAUCGUUGCGGUCUGCUUACCACGCGGUACAUAUGGCACGAACCCAGCUGCGAACGUCACAUCGAACAUGCGACGGAGUUUCCCCGCGCUGCACUUCUGCCUUUUGGUAGGCAUCGGGGCUGGCGUGCCCUCCCGGGAAAAUGACAUCCGUCUAGGUGAUGUCGUGGUUAGCACACCCAGUGGAAGGUAUUCGGGUGUUCUACCAUACGACAUGCUUAAGACCCUAGAGUGUGGAGCGUCACAACUCAACGGGUACCUAUGUCCUCCUCCAGGGAAUCUGAUGUGUGCAAUCAGUGAGCUCGAGUCCGACCCAACACAGUCUCCCACUCCGCUAGCCGCAGACCUCGAUCAAAUCGUCCAGCUCAAAGGUCAAUACACGUAUCCUGGAGCCACACACGACCGCCUAUUCAUGUCCCACUACUCCCACGCGAGCAGCCACAACAACUGUGAUCAGUGCAAUCCAGCAUACGAAAUCCAGAGGCCUCCUCGACUGUCCACGCAUCCCGAGAUCCACUACGGGCUGAUCGCAUCCGGCAACCAGGUAAUGAGAUCUGCCGAAACACGAGACCAGCUCAGUAAAGAACACAACGUACUCUGCUUCGAGAUGGAAGGAGCAGGGAUCAUGAACAACUUCCCAUGCCUGGUGAUCCGCGGAAUCUGUGACUAUGCAGACUCACACAAGAACAAGCAAUGGCAAAGAUACGCAGCAGCAACAGCUGCCGCGUAUGCCAAGUUGCUCCUGUCGCGGGUGAGAACGCCAGAAGUUGAUUCCGCGGUUGAAGUGCGUGGGAGUGGGAGUGGGAGUCCGUGCUAUCCUUCUAGAAAAAGGCCACCAUCUCCUGAAGUCACUUUCGCUCAGGAUCAACGACCCGCCAAACGGACGGACCGGCCCGGGCAUUCCAAUCUUGAUUUGAUCCUUAACAGUGAAUAGGUUUGAUUGAGCAGUGUGAAGUUCAUCAGCGCCAUUUCGAUGCAAUGACAGGCGUGAGACGACGCGCAUGACAGGUUUCCGGUUCCUGCUAGAAACGCUGAUUUGAGACGGUUUGAUAUGGCAGAGGGCGCAGAAUAUAGGGGUGGCCAGGCGGACCUCGCGAGCUCACCAGGCGGUAUUUGCCAGUAAUUAUCAUGUAGAGUGGCAGGAUGGUCCCCGGAACCCGGCCCCGGACCGCCCAACCCGGAGUGGAUAAGGGUCGGGGGGUUGGGGGCCAGGACCCGCCGGAGACCCCAGAUUAGCCAUCCUAGGCCGGUAUACACAAUUGGAUUACCCCGUAUUUUCUUA